CCAUCAGUGAGGGUAUGAGAUGUAAGCAACGGUAGAGGAGGAGACACGUGGGCGACAUGCAAAUCAAGGGGAACCAACUCCUUUGAAAGAGAAGAAGAAUAUACCUGCGUAGUGGGGGGAAGCAUGAUGAGGAACACAAUGCAGGAUCUUCCUAUUCUGGAUAUCAAUAUUCACUAACUUGUAGAGACUGGUCUGGACUAGACUGCCCAACCUAUAAGUAGCUACAGACGAAAGGAAUGGUCCUACAUGAUGAGCAAGGGCACUAGCAUUGGUCUUAUUUUCCCGGCCACUUACCACUUGCAUAUCCAUCUAUUUCAUAUAUAUGCCUUUCUUCUUUAUUUCAUUGUUUACUGAAUUUUCAAUCCAGCUCAAGCAGUGGAGGUGAACAGGAAUUGGGUGUCAAAAUUGCUCAUAAUUCAUUCAUUCCUACAACAAGAGUCGACUGAUCCAUGAUAUUCCUUUAUAGCAUGGCAGCCUUGUAUCCAUCUAUUCAUCCAAACUCAAUAUAUUAAUGAUAUUUGCUUUUCAUACAUUACCAUGUUGACUAAUCCCAACCACCCCCACACACACUCUCUCUCCUUUCUCUUUGUAGCUAGCUAGGUUCUAGGUAGCUCCCUCCCCACAACUUCAAUCAAGCUUGAUCGAUCAUUUUAAAAUCUGUAGUCAGUACUGUCUCUCGAUCACUUGCUCUAUAUCAUUCUAGCCAACACAUACUCAUAUAUAUAUAAUUAUUAACUCGAUCAUGAGCUCGAUCUCUCUGUCUCCCUCUUUCUCCCUAUCAAUCCAUCUCGAUCUGCCUUUCCUCUGAGUACUAUAUAUGCAUGCAUAUAUAUAUCUGCGUGUGCAUGCUUAUUAAUUGGAAUUAACCCCUCCAGCAGUCCAGCUGACUAGCUAGCUAUCUCCUUGUUGCCAUGAUCGCUCGAGUACUUAACUAUUAAGUGGUUCCACUUUGGUAUCCGCACUGGCUUUCUGCAAUUAUAUAUAUUGAUCGAUCCGUGACUCAUCACUUGGACUGGGAAGUUUGAAGCUAAAGUUGUUGCUUUGAAUUUGAUUUGCUGCAAAAUGCUGCUGCUGCUGGCUUGGAAUUAAACCAAUUCAUUUCUUUACUGCCGUCUUGCAGGAACAAGAUAGAUGGUGGCGGUCCUCAAGUCUCGACUGAACCUUAGUCCUUAGAUUUCAGGGUUUAAGGUGAUCGAUUAGGCUGUCUCAAUCUUUUUCGGAAUUUAGAAAUCAACCGAACAGCUCGCAUGCUGCACCAGUUUUCAGAUUUGAUGGGACAAGUGCUGCUUUGAUCAUUGGUUAAGAAUAUAUAUACAUAUACCAAUACAUUUGAAGAUGAAGUUUAUGAAAAUUGGGACCAAGCCGGAUACCUUCUACACUGAACGAGCCGCCAGGUCUGUAGUUUCAGAUGUACCCAGCGACCUUCUCAUACAAAUCAACAGCAUCAGUUAUGUUCUCCAUAAGCUGCAGUUUCCAUUGCUUCCAAAAUGCGGUCUAUUACAACGGCUUUGCUGUGAUUCUGGUGAUCUGGAAAAAAUGAACAUAGAGCUUCACGACAUUCCAGGAGGCGAAGAAGCUUUUGAACUGUGUGCUAAGUUCUGUUAUGGAAUUAAAAUAAAACUCAGUGCCUAUAACUUUUUACCUGCAUAUUGUGCUGCUAAAUUCCUUGAAAUGACUGAAUCUGUAGACAAGGGAAAUUUUGUCCUAAAACUCGAGGCUUUCCUCAAUUCAUGCAUUCUCGAAGGUUGGAAAGACUCCAUCGUCACACUACAAACUACUGUUAAGUUGCCUGACUGGUCUGAGAAUCUUGGAAUCAUCAGAAAGUGCAUCGAUUCAAUUGUUGAAAAAAUCCUUACACCCCCACCACAGGUGACAUGGUCAUACACUUAUACCAGACCUGGUUACAACAAAAAGCAUCAUCAUUCUGUCCCCAAGGAUUGGUGGACAGAGGAUAUAUCAGACCUUGAUAUAGACCUGUUUCGGUGUAUAGUUACUGCUGUUAGAUCAACCUAUAUGCUGCCACCACAGCUCAUUGGGGAGGCUUUGCACGUCUAUGCUUGUCGUUGGCUACCAGACACCACAAACAUUAGACCUCCUCUGGAUCAAAAUAGCGAUUAUAAUCAUGAUGAAACAUUAAUGGAAAAGAAUCGAAGGAUUGUUGAUACCAUUGCUAGUAUGAUUCCUGGAGAUAAGGGAUCGGUUUCAGUUGGUUUCUUGCUAAGGCUUCUUGUUAUUGCAAAUUAUCUAGGAGGAGUGUCUCCAGUGACAAAGACAGAACUCUUGAGGAGAUCCAGUCUACAACUUGAAGAGGCAACCGUGAAUGACCUGCUUUUUCCUUCACACUCACCCAAUGACCCUGAAUUUUAUGAUAUUGACUUGGUGUUGGCACUCUUGCAAAGUUUCUUGGUGAUAUGGAGAAGACAAUCCCCUGCAGCAGCUGCAGAAAACAGCCACCACUUUUUCAGGACAAUAAGAAAGGUUGGGAAGAUCAUUGAUUCUUACCUUCAAGUCGUUGCAAGGGAUGCCAACAUGCCAGUAUCAAAAGUGGCAACUCUUGCUGAAGCUUUGCCAGAUAUGGCUAGGGAAGACCAUGAUGACAUCUACAAGGCUAUUAACAUUUAUUUAAAGGAGCACUCUGAUCUGAGCAAGGCAGAUAAGAAGCGCUUGUGCCGCAUUUUAGACUGCCAGAAGUUGUCGCCAGAGGUACGUGCUCAUGCUGUCAAAAAUGAGAGGCUACCAUUGAGGAUUGUUGUGCAAGUCCUCUUCUUUGAGCAAGAGAGAGGUUCCAACUCUAAGGCAGCAGUGACUUCUCAUAGACUACCGGGCCAGCUGGAGCAACUUUCCAGCUCAAGAAAACAAACAUCAACUACCAGCAGGGGUGAAGAUCAUGCAGCUAAGCUAAGAUUGGGUGGAGAUGAUGAAAAACUCAGUAGGGGGGAGGGCACGAGAAGAACCAAUAAUGCCGUUUCUGAAACCACGAAUGCUACUGGAAAGAGAGAUAUUUAUGAGCAAAGGAAAAGAUCAGAAGCAAAGUCUGCAGUGGAAUUCACGGAAAGAAGGGCUGUGAAUAGGGGUGAAAUACAAGUGGAAGAAGUAAAUAUGGGAAGAGAAAUCAGGGAGCUGGGAAUAUUAUCAGCUGGGAGCAAGUUGGACGCCAGCAAGAUGAUACAAAAGGGAAGUAGAUCAUCAGACCAUGGCCGCGACAAAGCCAAAGACAGAUAGCAAACUAAAUAUAUGUAUCAACAUUCAUCCUUCUUCCCUUUCUUAUUUUGCACAUGUACAUGAAUUUAAGUUUUUUGUUUUGGAAAAUUCUGGAGUUCUGAACAAUGUUGUGCGCCCUAUUCAAUAUAGUAUUGUGUCA
This is a messenger RNA of Rosa chinensis, 3361 nucleotides long. RefSeq names its product BTB/POZ domain-containing protein At5g47800. The record is from RefSeq and is a predicted model, not a curated record. Bases 1336 to 3222 code for a protein of 628 amino acids. The transcript is spliced from 7 exons. NCBI's taxonomy places the organism in Eukaryota, Viridiplantae, Streptophyta, Magnoliopsida, Rosales, Rosaceae.